Molecule: messenger RNA, 1430 nt
Organism: Cuscuta campestris
Lineage: Eukaryota; Viridiplantae; Streptophyta; Magnoliopsida; Solanales; Convolvulaceae
Source: the annotation of a GenBank genome assembly
AAUCAAAUAGCUUCGACAUUUGAGUGGUCGCCGCCUGUCUAUCGCCAUUUGCGGGGUCGCCGCCGCACCAUAACCAUCGCCCAGUCGUCGCCUCCCUCCCCGCCGUUGCCGCCACACAUGCGGCACUGCAAACUCAAUUGUUCUUGGUUUUCUUGCUAAUUCCGUUGGCAAAUAGCUCAUUAUCGACACCCCCCACACCCCCACCAUAGCCAGUGGAAGAUGAGGUUUUUGAACUGAGCCCGAGUGGAACAAAGAGAUUUCGGAGCAUGGGAGCAAAUUAUGCCUCCUCGAAACCAAUCUUCUUUUGCAGGGAAACUCUGAACUUGGCACUUCCCUUUCAAAGCAGAAACACAAAACUUCCAACCAUUGGUUACAGAAAUCCAGCAAUAAAAUGCAGUGCUCGGUUUCGGCCUUGCAUUGAUAUACACAAGGGGAUAGUAAAGCAGAUUGUUGGAUCCACGCUGCAAGACACUAAGGAUGGAGAUUCAAGUCUUGUAACCAAUUUCGUAUCUGAUAAGUCAGCUGCUGAAUAUGCUAAGACUUAUAAAGGCGAUGAGCUCACAGGCGGUCAUGUAAUCAUGCUUGGAGCUGACCCCCUGAGCCAAUCAGCAGCAAUUGAAGCAAUACUUGCUUAUCCUGGUGGCUUGCAAGUCGGAGGCGGUAUAAAUUCAUCUAAUGCAGUAAGUUACAUAGAAGCAGGAGCAAGCCAUGCUAUUGUUACCUCUUAUGUAUUCAAGAAUGGGCAAAUGGACACUGACAGACUUAAAGAGCUUGCCCAGGUUGUUGGAAAGCACAGACUUGUUCUAGAUCUCAGUUGUCGUAAAAAGGAGGGUAAGUAUGUAAUUGUCACGGACAGAUGGCAGAAGUUUAGUGAUGUGCAUCUAAAUCAGAAAGUGCUGGAUUUUCUUGCCCGGUAUGCAGAUGAAUUUCUAGUCCAUGGAGUUGAUGUUGAAGGAAAAAAGUUGGGGAUAGAUGAAGAGCUUGUCACAUUGCUUGGAAAACAUUCCCCUAUUCCUGUUACCUAUGCUGGUGGCGUCACUACAAUGGUGGAUUUAGAUAGGAUAAAAAUUGCGGGGAUGGAUCGUGUGGAUGUUACCGUGGGAAGUGCUUUAGACAUAUUUGGUGGAAAUUUGGCGUACAAAGAUGUUGUGGCUUGGAACCGACAGCAGGAAUGUGUUUGACGGUUUAAUGCCCUUCCAUGGUUCAUCCAAAUUCUGGGUUGGAAGAGCCGAAUUUUGAAGUGUCUUGCAGAACUUUCUUGACGCGGUCGUACUAAGUGGAAAAAAGACAGUCAACUAGAAAGUUGAACACCCAAGGCAUAAAUCUAGGUGCAAAGACGCAACCUAGACGCGAGUUCUUUAGAUAUAUUAGACUUUUUAAGGAUGAGGUUAAAUUAUUCAGAGUAGAAACCUGUUCUUCAUUUAUGUUAA